This is a messenger RNA of Brassica rapa (field mustard), 980 nucleotides long. RefSeq lists its product as uncharacterized. The record is from RefSeq and is a predicted model, not a curated record. NCBI's taxonomy places the organism in Eukaryota, Viridiplantae, Streptophyta, Magnoliopsida, Brassicales, Brassicaceae.
CUACUCUCUCCCCCUCCCCCAAGCUCCACACCUUGUUUGACUCAACAACGACUCGUCUAACCCUUUAGCAGCAGCCAUGACAACUCCUCCUUGCCGGACCAUAAACGCUAAUAAUGCUAUCGCCGCGCCAUCGCCUUCGGGAAUGAUCUUCCACGGUAAGAGGCUCGUGAAAUCAAGCUCACCUGGCUUGAAUCUCCCGACGAAGAGAUUGGCUUGGAGCUUAAGUUCUCCGGGGAGGUUUCUCUCUUCUCCAGUGGCCUCUAGUUCUACAUCGGCGGCUGUGACAUCGAAUUCUACGAAUCGACUGGAAGCUUUAGAAGAAGGGAUUGAGAAGGUCAUUUAUCAAUGUAGAUUCAUGGCGUUUCUUGGAACUUUAGGAUCUCUUUUGGGAUCGGUUCUGUGUUUCAUCAAGGGAUGUCAGUACGUCGGAGACUCGUUUGUGCAGUACUCUGUGAACCGUGGGAAGGUGAUAUUACUUCUGGUAGAAGCCAUAGAUACAUACCUUCUAGGAACUGUGAUGUUGGUCUUCGGGAUGGGCCUUUACGAGCUCUUCAUUAGCAACCUCACAACUUCGGAAACCAUUUCACACGACAGUGUUUCCAAUAGAUCGAGUCUCUUUGGCAUGUUCCCCUUAAAGGAGCGACCUCAAUGGUUAGAGGUGAAAACAGUUAGUGAGCUGAAAACGAAGCUGGGACAUGUUAUAGUGAUGCUACUGUUGAUUGGUUUGUUCGACAAGAGCAGGAAAGUUGCCAUCACUUCUGUCGCGGAUUUGCUAUGUAUCUCUGCUUCUAUCUUUCUUUCUUCGGCUUGUCUCUUCUUGCUCUCUAGGCUCAAUGGCUCACACUGAGUUAAUCCUGUUGCCUUUUUUAAACAAAUGACACUUUGUAUUAUGUGUAUAAUGUUUUAGUAAAGUUUCACAUUCUCUUUUGCCUAUAUUGUACUUUUUGAAAAACUAAUCAAAAUAUACAGCAAUCCGAAUC